UCUCAAAGGUCCACUGGUCAUGUGAAUGCUUUCAACUUGCACGUGGCGGCCCCACACACAUACAACACUCACGUACAAACGCAUACAAUGGAAGCUACCCUACCUCUCUCCCCUAAUCCCUCUUCUUCCAUCUCCAUUGAAGCUUCCUUCCUACCACCUCCCCAGUUGACCCCGUCCCCGUGCUUAUAAGAUACUCUCUCCCUGAUAAAUCUCUUCUCAUCUCCUUCACUCCCCUCUUAUACAAGCUCCGCUACUCCUUUUUUCUCUGCCCAUCACCUAUUCCGACUCCUUUUUCCGGCCGUUCUCCAACCGUGCGUAAUCGGCCACAUGGGUACCAACAAUUGCACCGACGCGUCGCCGGACUCGGUCGAGCCGGUAGGUGUCGUGAUCGAUGGCGAUGAGCCGAACACGGGGACGCUGUUGUUGCCGGAGAGGAUUCAGCAAGGGCGUCAUGAGGAACUGCAAAGGAUGGGAAGCGGCAGCAUCGUCGUCGAUCCUGAGCCGGAGGCGUUGGAGGGCGAAUCGAUGCCCUCGAUAAGGAAGCUCCCUUCUUCCCAAUACAAGGGCGUGGUGCCGCAGCCGAACGGCCGGUGGGGGGCGCAGAUAUACGAGAAGCACCAGCGCGUGUGGCUGGGGACGUUCAACAAGGAGGUCGAGGCUGCAAAGGCAUAUGAUAUAGCCGCCGUGAAGUUUAGGGGGAAGGAUGCCAUCACCAACUUCAAGCCCCUCGCCGAAGAUGACAUAGAGUUCAGGUUCCUCAACUCCCAUUCGAAGGUCGAAAUAGUGGACAUGCUCAGAAAACACACCUACUAUGAUGAAUUGAAUCAGAGCAAGAAGAACAGGCUGCUGCUGCUGUCGAGCGAUCACAUGGCGGAGAAAUUUAUGACGUUUGAUGUGUUGUCCGCGCGCAGCAUGGCCAGGGAGAGCUUCAGGCUCAGGGAAGAAGACAGUGAGUCAUUGUUUGAGAAGGCCGUCACGCCCAGCGAUGUCGGCAAGUUGAACAGGCUAGUGAUUCCCAAGCAGCAUGCUGAGAAAUACUUUCCCUUGGAGGAGGCAAACUCAAACACAUGCAAGGGCGUGCUCUUGAACUUCGAGGACGAAAACGGCAAGGUGUGGCGGUUCCGAUACUCCUACUGGAACAGCAGCCAGAGCUAUGUCCUCACCAAAGGAUGGAGCCGAUUCGUGAAGGAGAAGGGUCUCCGCGCCGGCGACUCGGUGAGCUUUGCUCGGUCCAACGGACAGGACCGGCAGCUUUUUAUCCGGUGGAAGGCGAAGACCGGCAUGGGGUCUGAUGUUGCGAACAUGGUGCAGCCGCAGACCAGAAGAGGGUGCUUCUUGUGGCCGACGGCGACCAGACCCCAGCCGGAUCGGGUGGUCCGCCUCUUUGGGGUUAACCUUCUAAAGACGCCGGCCCUUAGUGUGAAAAGGAAUGUCGACGAGCUGGAUCUGAUGAGCAGCACCGGUGAGUGCUACAAGAAGCAGUGCGUCAGGGCCUUGUAAUUCUUCCUCUACCUCAAGAGAAUUGUAUAAUGCUCAAAUCCUUUCCCUUCCGUAGUUCCUUUAGUCGAUAAAUUGCAGUAGAAUUAGGCUUUCUCUCUUCCCCCUACAAGGGUACUCCUUUUCUGUACAUAGUGAAUUUUUUUUCCCGAGAUAACAAAGAACGAUGAACAUGUUUUCAGUACUAUAUUAUAUAGUACUGCAAUAAAAAUGACGAUCCUUUUUAUA
Messenger RNA from Nymphaea colorata (pocket water lily), 1725 nucleotides. RefSeq names its product AP2/ERF and B3 domain-containing transcription factor RAV1-like. The transcript has a single exon. Gene Ontology annotation, molecular function: DNA-binding transcription factor activity; DNA binding. The record is from RefSeq and is a predicted model, not a curated record. Lineage: Eukaryota; Viridiplantae; Streptophyta; Magnoliopsida; Nymphaeales; Nymphaeaceae. Gene Ontology annotation, biological process: regulation of DNA-templated transcription. The coding region runs from base 328 to 1500 and encodes 390 amino acids.